AUGAAGACGCUCCAAUAUUGUAUCUAUACGUCUCUCUUCGCGGGGAGCUCCCUCGCAGCUCGGGGAGGUCACUGUCCUCCCCUGGGCCCGGUCCUCCCUGCUCCUGUCCACCCCUCCACCCAUUCUUCAGUCAAGUCAGCAGUAGCUGCUAUUCAAGCAAGACUUGAAGAAGAGACGGCUCCCUUUAAUCUGUCUUCCAUAGCAGUUGCCAUAAAAUCAACCUACGAAGAUGACUACCUACUCGAAUUCGCCAGUACGCCUCCAAAGGUUGACCCUCGUGGGGUCGACAAAGUAGACUCCGAUACCGUCUUCCGCUUGGCCAGUCUGUCAAAGGUCUUCCCCGUGCUGGCCUUGUUGAAACUCCACAAGGUUGAUCUUGACGAUGCUGUUACGAAAUACGUUCCUGAGCUUCGCCCUCUGAACAAACAAGCUCGAAAGCAAGAUGCUAUUUGGGCGGUUGACUGGGAUCAAGUCACUAUUGGUGCAUUGGCGUCUCAUAUUGGCGGUAUACCAGCUGACUUGGUAACUGAUGUCGAGCCUUAUGGAGACUGGACGAAACUUGGCUACCCGCCACCUGACCCAUCCAAAAGUCUCAACUGCUCUGGUCUUCUAGGUCUGCCAGAAUGCAGCAAAGAAGACUUCUUUCGCCGUUUCGGCGAGAGGCCUCCUGUGUACGCACCCUAUGCCGUAAACCCCGUUUACUCAAACGUGGGGUUUGCUAUAGUGGGUUGGGUAAUUGAGAAGGUUAGUGGUAUGCUUUCUGGAGACUUCAUCAAGAAAGAAAUAUGGGAUCCUACCGGAAUGAAACACACGUUUGACUCGAAACCCGAUGACUCCUUGGGCUUCAUCCCCGUUGAUGAUGAGUGGUGGAACGCAACCCUUGGCUAUGGUGAUCCUGCCGGAGAAUAUUACUCUUCUCUUAAUGAUAUAAUGGCUUUUGGGGAUAGCAUCCUCACGAGCAAGCUUCUCAGUCCGGCUGAGACAAGAAAGUGGCUAAAGCCUGCUACCAGCACCUCAUCAAGAGGGAUUUUGCUUGGAGAACCCUGGGAAAUAUUCCGUGCCGAUAAUGUCACCAAAGACGGCCGCCUCAUUGAGUUCUACACCAAGGCCGGUGAUAUCACCACGUAUCACUCACUCAUGGUGUUGAUCCCAGACUACAACCUGACCGUCACCCUUUUCAACGCUGGUCCUGAAGUCAGCGGUGGUCUUCUUCAGACCCUCUUCACAGAAAUCGCAAAGGAAUUACUCCCCGCUGUGGAAGAAGCUGGUAAGGACGAAGCCGCCAAGAUUUAUGGCGGUACAUACAGCGAUGACAGGACAAACUCUACUCUUACUCUCUCCGUCGAUGAUGAACCUGGUUUUUCCAUCACGAACUGGACAGUCAGAGGCAUCGAUAUUGCAGGCACAUAUCUCAGUAUUGGGCUACCACCAACCUUUCCAACCCCUCCUGGACAGGUCCGCUUCCGCUUGUACCCUACUGGCCUGCAGAGCGAUACAGAGUCAUCCUGGCGAAUGAUGUUCACUGCUGGGUCAGAAGAGGAUAAUGAGGAAGCAAAUGCGUUAUUGGCGUGGCCUGAUGGGAACUGUAAUACCUGGGCGUCUUUGGACCGCAUUGUGUACCAACUUCUAUCACAUGAUCAUUUUGUGUUUACCGAUUCUGGGAAGGGUAGUGAUAGGACGGUUGAGAAACUUGAACUUGUUGGUUAUAGGGUUGAGUUGCGGAAGGAUGACUGA
Molecule: messenger RNA, 1734 nt
Organism: Fusarium mangiferae
Lineage: Eukaryota; Fungi; Ascomycota; Sordariomycetes; Hypocreales; Nectriaceae
Exons: 4
Coding region: 1-1734 (577 amino acids)
Source: RefSeq, a predicted model, not a curated record